Lycium ferocissimum is the source of this 3055-nucleotide messenger RNA. Its product is annotated as cation/calcium exchanger 4-like. Gene Ontology annotation, molecular function: monoatomic cation transmembrane transporter activity. Lineage: Eukaryota; Viridiplantae; Streptophyta; Magnoliopsida; Solanales; Solanaceae. Gene Ontology annotation, biological process: transmembrane transport; monoatomic cation transport. The transcript has 2 exons. The record is from RefSeq and is a predicted model, not a curated record. The coding region runs from base 513 to 2453 and encodes 646 amino acids. Gene Ontology annotation, cellular component: membrane.
UACAAUUUCCGAAAAACAUUUCUCCAAAGUUGUCAAAACGGGUCCGAGAGGAAAAAAAUAAAAGGAAUAGUUCCCAAAACAAACUCAAAUUUCGCCCAGAAAAUAAAACCAAUAGCAAACUACACAAAUUGUAGUUUCUAAUCCAAAAAAUGCCAAAAUAGAAAAAAAGAUGUUGAAAUUGCACGACUCACUUUACCAGGACCCAUUAACCAUUACGUUCCAAAAAGAAUUGUAAGGAGAUCCUUUGCAGGAAGCUUCCCAGAAAGAAUAAAAAACAUUCAUCAAAACAAUCAGUCUCCAUACACUUUAACCCCUCAAGCCUCAAUUUUCUCCAUUUUGCCCCUUAAGCAGCUUUGAACCCUUUUCUGGUAAGUACCCAUAUCUGUUUUUGAGCUAUUUUUGUUAUUGUAUACGCAAUUCCAAGACUUUUAGUUGCUUUUGCUGAGUUAGAGAAGAUUUUAAUUGAAAACUGAGGAUUAUGGUUCUUGGGUAAUUUGAAUGUUUGUUGGUAAAUGGAGAAAUCUAAUGGUUUUUUCAUUAGAAAAAGUCCACGACUUCGUGGGGUGUUCAAUAUUGUAUGUGCCCUAGUCCUAAUGUUCAUGUUUUACAACCGUGAAGACAUUUUGGGCAAUCCAAUUUUAAGGAAGUCAUCUUUAGUUUCUAGUCAGUGGCAUAAAAGGAGUAAUUUUGAUGGCUAUUCUUCACAUACACGAGUGUUUCGUCGAGGUAUGUUAGAAGUAAACGCGUCUGAUGCUAAUGAUUUCGCGGUAAAACAGCCUCAGUUAUGUGGAGGAUUGUUUGAUCAUGUGGGGUUUAAGAGUAGUUGUGAUUUCUUGAAAGCGAAUCCGGAUUGCUCGUCUGGAGGGUUCUUUGAUUACUUAAAGUUUUAUUAUUGUAGUUGUAAUGGGAGCGCGUGGGCGUAUGUAGUAUUUGGUGUUUGGCUUGCUGCAUUGUUUUAUCUUUUGGGUAACACUGCAGCUGAUUACUUUUGUGGGUCAUUGGAGAAACUGGCUAGCUUGUUGAAGCUAUCUCCUACGGUUGCUGGAGUUGUUUUGCUCCCGCUUGGUAAUGGUGCUCCGGAUGUGUUUGCGAGUAUUGCUGCGUUUGUAGGAAGUGGUGCUGGUGAUGUUGGGCUUAACAGUGUUCUAGGUGGGGCUGUGUUUGUUACUUGCAUUGUUGUAGGUGCUGUUUCUCUUUGUGUAGCUGAUCAGGAUGUUCAGGUUGACCGGAAAUGCUUUAUUAGGGAUAUUGCGUUUUUCAUUGUGACGUUGAUGGCGCUAUUAUUGAUCUUGUUUGUUGGUGAGGUUAGUGUUGGAGCAACUAUUGCAUUUGUGUUGAUCUAUUUUGUUUAUGCAUUUGUUGUUGCUGCCAAUGAGAUUUUGACGAAGCAUGCUCGGAAAUUGAGAUUGGAUGUUGUUACCCCUUUGCUUCCUGUAAGAGGAAGUAUGUUUUCUGAAGGGGCUCAGGAGGAUGACUCUGUUUAUAGCUCUUUGCUUGACGUUGAGACAGAAGACAACAGCAUACAGUCACAUGGUUCCUUGCCUCAGUGGAUGUGGGCCUCCAACGUGGCAAUAUAUUCUAAUCAGUCAAUGAAGGGGCAUGAUGGGGAAAGGCCUUUGUGGGGUUGGAUUGACGAGGGUGUAGAAGACAACAGCCCGUCAUUUUCAUGCUCUCAGCUCUGUUCACUUCUAGAGUUGCCAUUGACUGUGCCAAGACGAUUAACAAUUCCCUUAGUCGAGGAGGAAACUUGGUCGAAACCAUAUGCUGUAGGCAGUGCUGCUUUAGCUCCCGUUCUUCUUGCAGCUUUAUGGAAUACUCAAGACGAUGUGGGUUACCUAGGCAGCAGAAUUGCUAUAGUUCUUGGCAUUUCUGUUGGUUGCACAUUGGGUAUUCUUGCAUACAAGUACACAAGAGGUGACCGUCCACCUCAGAGAUUUUCUCUUCCAUGGGUUUUAGGGGGUUUUAUUAUGAGUAUCGUUUGGUUUUAUAUGAUUGCAAAUGAAUUGGUGGCCCUGCUGGUUGGAUUAGGUGUGGUACUGGGGGUUAAUCCCUCGAUUCUUGGGCUCACUGUUUUGGCUUGGGGGAAUUCAAUGGGUGAUCUGGUCUCAAAUGUUGCUUUGGCGAUGAAUGGUGGAGAUGGUGUGCAGAUUGCUUUAUCUGGAUGCUAUGCGGGUCCCAUGUUCAAUACACUUAUUGGGUUAGGAAUCUCAUUAUUCCUCGGUGCGUGGUCAGAGAAACCUUCUUCUUUCAUACUUCCACGGGACAGAAGUUUGUUUUACACCAUAUGUUUCCUCAUGUUUGGUCUUCUAUAUGCCUUAUUUGUUCUUCCCAAGAAUGACAUGCGCCCUAACAAGAUGCUUGGUGUAGGCCUUAUCAUCAUCUAUGUGGUGUUUCUGUCUGUUAGGCUGAGCAGUGCGAUGGGAAUUCUUUCAUUGUUUGGGCUUAGUGACUAGUUAUUGCUAGUUCAAAAAGGUUGGCAUGGAAAUCAUCUGGCACUGAGAUUCAGAUUGUCUUAAUUGACUUGACUAGUGAGCUUCAUUUGUAUCUUCACCAUGGGACAAAGUUCCAUUAUAAGGAGCUUGUUAUGCCCAUCAAUGAUGUAUUCUUCUGUACAAAUACUCAUAAAUGGUGUAGGCAAUGAAGCUAGUGUGGAGUAGGUAUGUGUUAGUGGCAUCCUAUUGCCGUAUGAGGCCUCUUAUUCUCGUCAUAUCAAGGGAGCAUGGCUCUAUUUCAGUCUCAUGCUGACAUGCUGUAGACGAGGCGUCCACUGAGGGGCUGCAGGAUGUAUUAGUUGAGGGAAGUGAAAAUUUUGGUUCUGAGUUCUUUGGUUUUCCCAUUAGUGCUAUUGCUGCUUGCAAAGUACAAUAUGUCUCUGCUCUCCAGUGGUUUCAUGCUCCAAUGUGUGCUCAUUAGUAGCUUCUUGAGGAAUUUCAUGGCUGUCUCUGCUCUCCAGUGGUUUCAUGCUCAGUAUAGCAUUGUCAGUUGUUCCUGAUUAUACAAAAAGUAUAACCUAGUGUCACAGUUGUUACCUUCUCAAAAAAAAAAAAAAAAGAAA